AUGUUUAAUGGCGCCACCGAUGCAGGUGCAGAUGAUGCUGUGUUAAUGGAUUCCUGGGAUGCUGAUGAACAAUUGAUGGAAUCUUGGGAUGCUGAAGAAAAACCAGUUGGAACCAAGCCAAUUCCUGCUGCAAAGAAAGCUCCUGCUAAAGCCACUACCAAUAAGAAGAAAACCGAUAAGAAAGCUUCCAAUGAUAAAGUUUUGAUGGAAAUUGAUACUUUGGAUGAAAAGACUCGUAAAGAAUUAUUAAAGAAAGCAGAAUUGGAAUCUGAUUUAAACAAUGCAGCUGAUUUAUUUGCCGGGUUAGGUGUUGCUGAAGAACAUCCAAAGGCCAAAUUAUUGAGAAGAGAACAAGAAGAAUCUCUUUUGAUGCAAAGAGCCUCAUUAACUAAGGAUACACCAAUUGAAAACCAUCCAUUGUUCGUUCAAGCUGAAACUAAAACUGAUUAUCAAGAAUUGAGAAAGGCUCUUGGUGUUGCUGUCACAUCUAUGAAUGAAAAAUCUUCAUUAAAUUAUACAUCCUCAUUAGCCAUUGAUUUGAUUAGAGAUGUAGCUAAACCAUUAUCUAUUGAAUCUAUUAGACAAACUGUGGCUACUUUAAAUGCAUUGAUUAAAGAGAAGGAAAGACAAGAAAGACAAUCUCGUCUAGCCAGAGUUAAAGGUGGUACUGCCACUGGUGGUGCUGGUAAGAAGAAGACCAAGACUAAAGUCAAUUUGGGUGGUGCCUUUAAGAAGAAUGAAGAUCUUGAUAUGAGCAACAUGGAUGAUUUCGACUUUGGCGAUGAUGAUUUUAUGUAA
Molecule: messenger RNA, 798 nt
Organism: Henningerozyma blattae CBS 6284
Lineage: Eukaryota; Fungi; Ascomycota; Saccharomycetes; Saccharomycetales; Saccharomycetaceae
Gene: HCR1
Product: translation initiation factor eIF3 core subunit j
Exons: 1
Coding region: 1-798 (265 amino acids)
Cellular component (GO): eukaryotic translation initiation factor 3 complex; cytoplasm
Molecular function (GO): translation initiation factor activity
Source: RefSeq, a predicted model, not a curated record